Messenger RNA from Pogona vitticeps (central bearded dragon), 1405 nucleotides. NCBI's taxonomy places the organism in Eukaryota, Metazoa, Chordata, Lepidosauria, Squamata, Agamidae. The record is from RefSeq and is a predicted model, not a curated record.
CGGACGGGACCCCUCCCCGCUUUUGCUCGCCCCCCCCCUUCGCUUGGGGAGGCCCCGCUGGUGACCCUCGAAGACGUGGCCGUCUCUUUCUCCCCAGCGGAGUGGGCUCUCCUGACGGAGCGGCAGCGGCGGCUCUACCGGGAUGUUAUGGAAGAGGCCCGGGAGCUGGUGGCUUCUUUCCUGGAGCCACUGCCUUCCAGACCGGAGCCAAUGUGCAGAACUGAGCAAGGAGAAGCACCGUCUGCCACAGGUCCCUGCCUACCGGGGGAGAGAAGUGCCCAAGGGAGCCCCACAUCCGCUGACCAGAGCUGGAGCGACAUGCAGAAACAGGAGAUUAAAGUGGAGCCGGGCAGCCGCAGUGGGAGUCCUUCUCCGUCCCUCCCCGGGAGCGCCCCAGGAUCAAACUUCCCCCUGCUGGAGGUGUGCCCCAGGUGGUGUGAGGUGAAGCUGACGGACCUGAGGAGUCCCUCCUGGAGCCGCCUCUCGGAAGGAGCCUGGGGCCCAGUCAAAGAGGAGCUGCUGAUCUGUGGGGAGUGUGGGGAGAGCUGCUCUGCCUGGGAGUCCCUGGGGGAGCACCGGCGCCUGCACUGGGCAGAGAGGGGGCCCUUCGCCUGCUCCGUGUGCGGGAAGGCCUUCCGCCAUCGCAGCAACCUCUUGGCCCACAAGAAGCAACGCAGGAAGAGGCGCCACGCCUGCGCCCAGUGCGGCCUCCAGUUCUGCCUCCGGGGAGACCUGCUGCGCCACCGCGCCAGCCACGCGGCCGAGGGCACCUUCCCGUGUGGCACCUGCAGCCAAGUCUUCCCGAACAAGAGGCACCUGCUCGCCCACCGGCGGGAGCAUGCCCGGAAGGGCCCCGAGAAGUGCCCCGACUGUGGCGAGGCCGUGGGCGGCGAGGCCGAGCUCCUGAGGCACCGGGCGGCCCAUGCGGGGGACCGGCCGUUCACCUGCGCCACGUGCGGGAAGAGCUUCUGCUGGAAGGAGAGCCUCCAGAUCCACCAGCAGCAGCUCCACGUCCAGGGGGGCGGCUUCCCCUGCUCCCUCUGCGGGAGGACCUUCAGCCGCCACGGGAACCUGCUCGCCCACCAGCGGCAGCACACGGGGGAGCUGCCCUUCGCCUGCCCCGAGUGCGAGCGCCGCUUCGCCACCAAGGCCAACCUCACGGUGCACUGCCGGCUCCACCGCUCGGGCCCUCGCACCCUCGCCUGCCUGCCGUGCGGCCGGGCUUUCCGCUCCAGGGAGAAGCUGCUGGAGCACCAAGCCUCCCACGUCCUCGGGGAGAAGGGGGUGCCGGUCAAGGAGGAGCCGUAGGGGGGAGUGUGGGGGCUCAAGGGGAGGGCGAUGGUCUGUGUACUCCCCCAUCUUCCCCGUUCACGCAGAGUCCUUCCCCAUUACAGUUGCUUAGCUU